AUGUCCAUAGCCCCUGCGAGCCGUACGGCUACUUGCUCUGUGGCACCUGUGUCGACGGUACUAGCACCAGCACUGGUGGCGUUUAGUGGUGGCCUGAAUCUGGGCGCCGACACUUGGGCAGCCGUGGCCAGCACUUGGAGUGGCCAGGUUUUUGGGAUUGAGCUGGUGAGCCAGGUGCACAGGGCAAGUUUCACGUCUCUGGGGCAACUUGCGCUGGCGGCCCCACCUUGUGCAGUGGUCGUGGGCUGGAGCUUGGGAGCUCGAGCAGCCACGUCCUUGGGAGCCUUGAGGGAGCGCCUGGGCCUGGAAGUGAAAGCCUUGAUCGCUUUGGAUGAUCGGCGGAAGCUGCCUUUUGCUGGGCCGAUUGCUCCGAUCACGAUAGGCGAUGCAGAAAAGCUUGUGUUGGAAGGGCUUCCGUUAGCGCAGCAGAUGCGGGCCCAUGGCGUGCACGGUGGCGACGGUGAACAUGCUCUCAGCUGCCGAAGCUGCCCCUGGUUUUCGUGGGUCUGCGCUCUGUUAGACCUGACGUGCCGCCUGUCUCCCUUGAAAAUCGAUCGCGUGGAUUGGACUCUCUCCUUUCAGGACGACCGAAGCCUCGGGCCCCGUCGGGCUCUCUACUGCCGCGUCUGCCGGAGAUCCCUGGAAGAAGUGGGCCAUUUUGAUGUAGGCGUGGCAUGUGCUUGGGACGUGACGCAGCUACUCCGACGCCUGAGCGAGGGCUUUGAACCACAGUGCUUUGAGCCUCAGGCAGAAAAUGUACCUGGAGAGCGGCCUUCAAACAUGACUGUCAUGGACGUGGGACGUGCCGCCACCUAUGGGGCGAUCAAUAGCUCCCCCACGAUCUCAACAUUGACGCUUCUCUCCGGAAAGCAUGAGACACUCCAGGCGGAGCUGCAGAAGACAGUAGACGCCUUGGUGGAGAUGAACCCGGUGCUGUCUGGACGCGUUUGGCAGAAGGACGGCCGCGUACUGCUGGAGCCGAAGGCGCACAAGGAGUUCCUCCACGUAUACCCGAUGCCUUCCUCGGAAGCCGUCCCUGUGGAGGGCUUAGACCUGAAGGCCAAGAUCCGCCUGCUCCAGUCGUUGGAGGGUUCCCUCUGUUCCCCCAUGGAUGGGCGCUUCACACUGGGGCAUGGAAGCCAGGUCUUCUUGGUCGAGUUGAUGGCCGGCAAGGAUAUGUGUGUAGUGGCCGUGCACCUGUCGCAUAUCGUCGGUGACAUCAAGACCCUCUACGAGUUGGUAGGACAGAUGAACGCCCUGAUGCGUGGCGAGACGCCUUUGCCACUUGUUUGGGACAGCGACUGGAGGCUCAGCUUCGACCUCUUCCCAGACUCGCUUUCGGAGAAAGACCGAAAGAACCUGCGCUGGGGCAUCUUGGGCUGGCUUUGCCAGAAGCUCUGUGGUCCCAGGCGCAACUGCAGCGUCUCCGUCCUCUCGAAAGCGCAGCUCCUGGAGAAGAAGCGCGAGCUCCAGGCAGGAGCCGAGAAGCUCUCCAGCAACGACGUGCUCUGCGCGGCGCUCUCGCGGGCCAUCCGAGGCUCCGAGAUCAUGAACCUAGCCGUGAACCUGCGAAAGCAAGCCGAGCAGCACCAGAUUGCCGGCAAUUUCUGGCAGACGGUGGCCCUGGACCACGAUGCUGCCAAGGACCCCAACAUAAUCCGGAAACACUUACCCAAGUUGCAGUUCUUCAAGACUGAUGAGAUGCCCUUCUGGCCUUAUGCCUUGGGCCGUUACAGCUUUGUCACGAAUUGGACGGCUUGCACGUGCCAGCUCUCCAUCCCCGGAUUCACCGUGCACUGUCACCUCCCCCACUCCAACUUCCUCAAGGGCACACCGACAAACGUAGCAGUUAUCUUCAAUGCCGACGCUGAGACUUUGGGCCUUAGCCACAACGUGCCGCCGUCGAACUUGGACACGACGGGCCUCUUGGGCAGGGCACUGAGAACUCGUCAUCCGCUUUUUUCUGCCGCCUCACUGGAGCUCCUCCCAGGUAUGCUGAUGCUCUGUUGCAACGAGCUAGCGACCCAGAACGAGCAGCAACAUGUUGGUGUCUGCAACAUGGACCGGCGAUGCAGCGAGUUGACUGUAGCGGCUCGAGCCAGCCGAGUAGCGUUUGCCUGCUCCUCUGGGUCCCCGUUUGCAGGUACCCAAACGAUGCAUGCAUCGCGGUGGCUGGUGACAACGGCAGCCUAUGGCUCGGCGUGGAGCGCCCUGACCGCGCUGCCGGCCUCGCGGCCGGAUAGCUCCUGGCCAUGUGGAAAAACCGUGAAAUGCCACCAAGAGGUGUCAAAGCCAGGGUUUGAACGGCUUGAUCGCCUCUGGCGCACGAUCGAAGAGCGAAAGGUGCAGGCCCAGAAUGCCGGUCGCUCCUGGACGGCGCGCCUCCUCGCCAAAGGCCCCGACAAGUGCGCACAGAAGGUUGGUGAGGAGGCCACGGAGGUCUGCAUCGAGGCCGCCGCCCGACGACCCGGAGGUGUGGUGAAGGAGUCAGCCGACCUGCUCUUCCAUCUUCUGGUUCUAUGGGCAUCCAUGGGGAUCGAGCCCAAGGAAGUGCUCGAGGAGCUGGCCAGGAGGGAGGGGAUCAGCGGCGUGGAGGAGAAGGAGUCGCGGAGCCGAUGA
This is a messenger RNA of Symbiodinium necroappetens, 2619 nucleotides long. Lineage: Eukaryota; Dinophyceae; Suessiales; Symbiodiniaceae. The record is from the annotation of a GenBank genome assembly.